CGCGCCCCAGGCCGCCGCGAUCGCGAGCCGGGCGGGCGGCGCGCGAACUCCGCGUCGCCGCGCGGGUGGGUGGGAUCGUGGCGGAGCUCCGGACGCCCGGGCAGGGGCGGGAGAGCGCCAUGGCGGCGGCUGUGGCGGCGGCAUCCGGUCCCCGCACCGCGGCGAGGUGAGGGGCCGCCUCUUCUCCGUCGCUGAGGAGGCCGCAGCUGCCCGCCUGCCUUCCACGCGGGCCGCGGCUCCGGCAUGGCCGGGCUCAUUAAGAAGCAGAUCCUGAAGCACCUGUCCCGGUUCACCAAGAAUCUUUCCCCGGACAAAAUUAACUUGAGCACCCUGAAAGGGGAGGGUCAGCUGACCAACCUGGAGCUGGAUGAAGAGGUUCUCCAGAAUGUGCUGGAGCUUCCCACCUGGUUAGCCAUCACUCGGGUCUACUGCAACAGGGCCUCCAUCCGGAUCCAAUGGACAAAGUUGAAGACACACCCAAUUUGCUUGUGUCUGGACAAGGUAGAAGUGGAGAUGAAGACAUGUGAGGAACCUCGGCACCCCAAUGGGCAGUCUCCUAUCGCCCUUGCUUCAGGACAGAGUGAGUAUGGCUUUGCCGAGAAGGUGGUGGAGGGGAUGUUCAUCAUCGUCAAUUCCAUCACCAUCAAGAUUCACUCCAAGGCCUUCCACGCUUCUUUUGAGUUGUGGCAGCUCCAGGGCUAUAGUGUCAACCCCAACUGGCAGCAGAGUGACCUCCGCCUCACCCGCAUCACUGACCCCCGUCGAGGAGAGGUUUUAACAUUUAAGGAGAUCACUUGGCAAACACUUCGAAUUGAGGCAGAUGCUACAGACAAUGGUGAUCAGGACCCAGUCACCACUCCACUGAGGCUUAUUACCAACCAAGGCAGGAUCCAAAUAGCCCUUAAGAGAAGAACCAAAGAUUGCAAUGUGAUAGCCUCCAAGCUGAUGUUCCUGUUGGAUGACCUGCUCUGGGUGCUGACUGACUCACAGCUCAAGGCUAUGAUGAAAUAUGCAGAGUCACUGAGUGAGGCCAUGGAGAAGUCAGCCCAGCAGAGAAAGAGCCUGGCCCCUGAACCUGCACAGAUCACCCCACCCGCUCCCAGUGCCCAGCAGUCCUGGGCCCCGGCGUUUGCUGGCAGCCAGGGGAGCAGCAGCAGCAGCAGCAGUAGCAGCUGCCUCAGCCAGUACUUUGAGAAAUUUGAUGUGAAAGAGUCCUCCUACCAUCUGCUCGUCUCCCGCCUGGACCUGCACAUUUGUGAUGACAGCCAGUCCCGAGAGCCAGGUGUCUCUGCAAACAGACUCAUGGGUGGUGCAAUGCAGCUUACUUUCCGCAAGAUGGCAUUUGACUAUUACCCCUUCCACUCAGCAGGUGAUAACUGCAAACAUUGGGUACGUCACUGUGAGGCCAUGGAGACCCGAGGCCAGUGGGCCCAGAAGCUGGUGAUGGAAUUUCAGAGUAAAGUGGAGAAGUGGCAUGAGGAGACAGGUCUGAAACCACCCUGGCACCUGGGGGUAGACUCUCCUUUCCGGAGGAAAGCAGAUUCUCUCUCCAGUCCUCGAAAGAUCCCCCUUGAGAGAAGCCCCUCUCAGGGCCGACAGGCUGUCUUUCGGCCCCCCGCAUGGAAUCGCUUGCGUUCCAGCUGCUUGGUUAUCCGCGUGGAUGACUUGGACAUCCACCAGGUUUCUACCGCUGGACAGCCAAGUAAGAAGCCAUCUACCCUUCUCUCCUGCAGUCGGAAGCUUCACAACCUGCCCACUCAGGUCUCGGCCGUCCACAUUGAGUUCACGGAGUACUACUUCCCAGAUAAUCAGGAGCUUCCAGUUCCCUGUCCCAACCUCUACAUUCAGUUAAACGGUCUGACAUUUACGGUGGAUCCUGUCAGCUUGCUCUGGGGAAACCUCUUCUGCCUGGAUUUAUACCACAGCUUGGAGCAGUUCAAAGCUAUCUACAAACUGGAAGAUCCAAGCCAGAAGGAUGAACACGUGGACAUUCGACUGGAUGCCUUCUGGUUGAAGGUAAGCUUCCCGCUGGAGAAGAGAGAGCAGGCUGGGUUGCAUCGUCCCCAGGCCCUUGUCUUCUCUGCCUCAGGCAUGACUGCCACCAAUACACGUCAUGCCCCACACUGUAGCUGUCCAGACCUCCAGAGUCUUUUCCGGGGUUUUGCUGCUGCUGAGUUCUUUCAUUCCAAUUAUGUUCAGUUUCCCAAGGUUCCAGGCGGCUUUAGCCUUCUGCACAUGCUUUUUUUGCAUCAUGCUUUCCAAGUGGAUUCCCACCUCCCUCAGUCUAGUACCCUCCCUCCCCAGAGGCUCAAGGCCUCCCAGGAUCUCUGGUCCGUCUACUUCACCCAGAUCUCCUUGGACUUUGAGGGAACAGAGAACUUCAAAGGCCAUACCUUGAAUUUUGUGGCCCCUUUCCCCUUGUCCAUUUGGGCCUGCCUACCCCUCCGCUGGCAGCAAGCCCAGGCACGGAAGCUCCUUCUGGCCACAGAAGGGAGGCUGAAACCAUCAGCCAGCUUUGGCAGUCCUGUCCAUUCUGAGGCCUUUGCCCCUGACACCGGGUCCCAUCAGAGGUCAAAGACCGAGCAUGAUUUGAAAAGCCUCUCAGGCCUUACGGAAGUCAUGGAGAUUCUGAAAGAAGGCGACACUGGUGUGGACAACAAAGGGCCUCUGCCAGAGCUGGAGGAUACAGCGGACGUGCAUGUGCUUGUACACUCCCCGGCACACGUGCGUGUGCGGCUUGAUCACUACCAGUACUUGGCUCUCCUCCGGUUGAAAGAGGUGCUACAGGGUCUGCAGGAGCAGCUGACUAAGGAUACAGAGGCUAUGACUGGGUCUCCCCUGCAGGACCAGACAGCUUGCAUUGGGGUCCUCUUCCCCAGUGCCGAGGUGGCUCUGCUCAUGCAUCCUGCCCCUGGGACCGUGGAAGCUGACUCCGAGGGUUCAGACACUACCAGCCUCAUAGAUUCGGAGCUGUCUCCUUCGGAGGAUAGGGAGCCGAAGUCUGACGCCUCCUCCGAACAGAGCCCAGCAAGCCCUGAGAAGGUUCUGGAGGAUAGUGGCGUGGAUAAUCCGGAUGCAUCCCAGGAUAGGCCACUGCCUCUCCAUAGCAGUGGAGAAAUGCAAGACUCAGGUGCUCUUGCACAGCAGGAGGCAGGGAAGGGCCAUGGCGUCGAUUCCUUAGAGGCCAAGAAACUGAGCAGAACCCAAAUGCCUAGCUCCCCAGCUCCGCUGAAGCCCCCAGGUGGCAGGGACACUGCUGUGAAUGGACAGAGUGAGCUCAUCCCCUUGAAGAACAUCGAGGGGGAACUGUCCAGUGCUAUUCACAUAACCAAGGAUGCCACCAAGGAGGCGCUGCAUGCCACCAUGGACCUCACCAAGGAAGCCGUGUCCCUGACAAAGGAUGCCUUUAGUCUGGGCCGCGACCGAAUGACCUCCACUGUGCACAGGAUGCUGUCUCUGCCUCCAGCCAAGGAGCCCGUGGCCAAGAUAGAUGAGGGGGUGGCAGCCCCAGUAAGUGGAGGUGCAGCCCGACUCCGAUUUUUCUCCAUGAAGAGGACAGUAUCUCAGCAGUCAUUUGAUGGUGUUUCAUUGGAUAACAGUGGCCCUGAAGACCGGAUUUCUGUGGACAGUGAUGGCAGUGAGAGCUUUGUGAUGCUCUUAGAGUCUGAGUCUGGUCCAGAAUCUCUUCCAUCAGGAUCUCUGCCAAAUGUCAUAGACAGUGCUGGUGUUCAAGGGAGCCCUGUUGUGGAUAGUUAUGGCCAGGCGUCACCAGAGGCCAACAGUUCUGUCUCACCCAGUGGGGAGGACCUCAAUCUUCACCUGGUCUCAGUUCUGGUCCUGAAGGUGAAUGCGGUGUCUUUGGGGAUUGAACUACGUGGUGAGGACCUGACCGUGGCCCUGCAGGCAGAGGAGCUGACCCUCCAGCAGCUGGGCACCGUGGGACUCUGGCAGUUCCUGCAUGGACAGUGCCCGGGCACAAGCUGUCAAGAAUCCUCAACUUUGAAGACUGACCACAUCAGGCCAGCUGUGGGCCUUCGCUUUGAGGUGGGCCCUGGUGCAGCUGUUCAUUCUCUGCUGGCUGCACAGAAUGGCUUCCUGCAUUUCUUGCUCCGUGGCUGUGACCUUGAGCUGCUCACUUCGGUGCUCAAUGGCCUGGGGCCUUUCUUGGAGGACGAGGAGACCCCAGUGGUAGUUCCCAUGAAGAUUGAGCUCCUGAACUCCAGGAUUACUCUAAAGGAUGAUAUCCCCCCCAUCUAUCCGACAUCUCCAGGCCCUGUCCCCAUCACUCUGGCCAUGGAGCAUGUCGUGCUGAAGCGCAGUGAUGAUGGUGUGUUCCACAUCGGUGCUGCUGCUCAGGACAGACCAUCAGCUGAAGUUCUGAAAAGCGAGAAGAGGCAGCCCCCCAAAGAACAGGUGUUUCUGGUGCCCGCAGGGGAGGACCUAGCUGAGCCGUACCUUUCCCAUGACCCCUUAGGGGCUGUAAUCACCCAGAGGGCUGAAAAUGUUGCCUGUGCCAUGUACAGCUGGGUGGUGGGCUCUGGUCACCUGGCAGCAGCUUCUAGAAGUGCUGAACUGAGGAAGUAAAUCAGGAGCUGGAUGCAAAUGCGUGCUAACCACAUCUUUCAUCUGUUGCCAUCCCUGUAACCACUGAGCCCUGAAGAGGGGAUUAGGCUCCUAGAAAAGAUCUGGUCAGGUUCUCUUGAUCAUUGGCCAAAACAUUUGGGUUGUCCUGCUUGAAUUCUUCCCCCUCAUUCCCUUAUUAGGUGUUUUUGCGAGUGUGUUACCUUAUUCAUUAACUGUGAAUUACUUACUGUUUCUCAGGUGAAAGAACUGCCUACCCUACAAAAGGAACUUAUAGAAACUAAACAAGCAUUGGCUCAGGCCAACCAGGAUAAAGAAAAACUUCUUCAGGAGAUUAGGAAAUAUAACCCCCUCUUUGAGCUCUGACAGCAGAGGCUCAGCCAUCUGUGCUGCGGAGAGAGGAGGAGAUCACCAGCAGUCGCACCACCCGCGACAGGCGCCGACCAGUGUUGGACAGGUCAGGUCGGCAGAGGAGGCUCACCGCUUUUGGCGGUGUCCUCUCUACAGCUGUGCUGACUUGUGUGGGAGGCAGGGUGAAGCAUGACCACCUUCCCGGAAGUUGGGGGCAGCUUUGUGUGUGGCUCAAGCAUCACGUCUUGCCUGUAUAAAGCCUUUUGGCCCUCUGUGCACUGGGUGGCAUCUUCUCAACACUGUAGGGUCAUUUCACCGCCUGGUUCCAUGGCAGAGACAUUUGCUUCCUCCACAACCUGUACAAACAGGGCAGAGUAGCCAUCUCCCCAGUCACCCACCAAGCCACCAAAGAUGCUGUGUCCCAGAGCCUCCUGUAGUGGACUGAGAAGUCCUUGGCCUGAGCUGCGGCCAUGGUGGUAGAACGGAACAGGAAAUAGCCAGCAGGGUGGGAGCCAGGGGAGGGACGAGAGUAAGUGAGACAUGGAUUCUGCCUUUUUUGGAAAGGAAACCAAGCUCAUACAGUCUUGGCUGAAUUACAAUCAGAUUUUCCAGGGUCAAGCUUCCUUUCUGUGAUACCUUCAUCCUUGCGAUGCUGCGGUAGGAAGUAAACAGCAGUAGCGGCUCACUUGUAUCAUCCUUCCCAUCGUCGGUAACACAGCCUGUUUGUAAUCUCGGUCAAGGAGAAAAUAUUCACUCUGAGUUAGGCUGGAGGCAUGAUGUGAUGGGGUCCACAGGGAGCUUGGUGCUGGGCCCCCCGUUCCUGCCGAGUCCUCUCUGUCUUCCACAGCUGCACCCCAGAGUUCAUUUCCCAUCUCCCUGGGCUCCCUGGCACAUCUGCUUCCCCAGCGCUAUGAGUUUCUACCAGCAUUGUCCUUAGCACUUGGUGGUUUGGGAGCUGAAAAUAUGUUUUAAACUGUAACAUAAACAUCUCGGCCUGUUGCCUCUCAUCCCUCUCUAUCACUGUGGCUCUUUAAAAUCGUGUUAUUUUGACUCAAGUCAAACAAAACAAAACAAACCCUUCAACCCAGCUACGUUUUUGCCCCUGCCUGAUAAAAGAGGUAUUUUCCCCCUUUUUCCUUCCUACUUAAUUCUUUCCCAGCACUCUGUCUUCAUUCUUACUGCUCUGCGAUAUGCUCCAAGCUGUGUUAAUUGGACAGAAGCUCAUCAGCUGACUCACCUUGUGUUGGCAAGAUGGUAAAGUAGUGUCACUAAAGCCUUAAUCACACACGACCUGUUAGAGGAAAGAUAAAAUGGUUUCUUUCCUUUAUGGGAAAUCACACCUGACUUGUAUGUUCUAGUUUUUUGAGGAUAAAAAGAAACAUGCAUUCAAGAAGGAAUAAGAUCUAAUUUGCUCAGACUUAAAGAAUUUUUGUCAUCGUUCUUCACUGAGGCAACUUUUAAAAACACUAAUUACUAUGAGAUUAUGGGAAAUAUUCUGUCAGGCUUAGGAAACAACUUAGAGACUUAAGAAUAAACAUCUUUCUAGAGAGGAUAUUAACAGGGUAAUUUCCUAGAGGUUGAUACUUGGUUUAACCUUAUUUAAGAACUUUAUAAAUAACCUGAAAGUAGGAUAUUACUAUGCAAAUCAAAUGUCACUACUUCCAGGCAUUGAAAAAUAAACCAGAAGAGAUUUAAAAAAGAAAGAAAGAAAGAAAAGUGAAAUCACAGGAGAUUCACAAACUGCGCUGUGAAUACUCAGGAAAGUGACAGGUGAGUGUGAGGUGAUGCACUUGUGGGAGAAUCGGCAACCAGUGAGCUCUGCGAGGACUCAGGAAAGAAACCUAAGCAUUGCCGAGAGUGAGGAAGGGUCCGUGUGCUGCUUCAUCAGGAAGAGCACAGGGACCAGUGCGGUGGAAAACAGUGCCUCAGGCAAGACCAUGAUAAUGUCUUUAAUGAUCUGUGGGCCUCUCAUGACCUUUUUUACAAAGUAUAUGGUGAAGGGAGGAGAGGUCCAGGAAGUUAUCAUUGAGUGGAGAUAAUUCCACGUGAGGACACAUCUUUAAACUGUUGGCCCCUUUUCUGGAAAGAUGAAAGCUGAGGGUAGUGUCAGGUCAAAAUAUUCACUCAAGAGCAGGGACAGCAUAUGAGCUCUAGGACUACCUGGUAGCCUUGGGUAAAAGAAAGCACUUCUUGUAGCAAAUCAGAAACUUCGAAGCUCGUUGGCAGGAAGUGGUGCUGAUGGAGUCUAUAUAGGUACAGGGUUAAGAGGAAUCCUUGUAUGACGGCUUUCCAAAGCUAGGGCUGUUUGGUGAUACCCAGGCAGAGAAGCUGCCUGCUUCCCUCCACAAACUCCCCCUUCAUGCUUCUUCCAAAGGCAGAAUAGUGAACAAAAAGAUCACGGUCUUCUCAGGUAUGGCGUUUCUAAUGUUCUUGGUGGGUGCACGGGGAAGCUGGUAGCUAGAAGAUAGACUCAUUCAGCCUUAGUUUCAACUGAAUUGGUCCAAUUUUUUUUUUUUUUUUUUUUUUUUUUUGUCUCUUUAGGGCCACAUGCAAGACAUGAGGAAGUUCCCAGGCUAAGGGUCGAAUCAGAGCUGCAGCUGUGGGCCUGCACCACAGCCACAGUAACGCCAGAUCCAAGCCACGUCUGCGACCUAUACAACCGCUCACAGCAACACUGGACCCUUAACCCAUUGAGUGAGGCCAGGGAACAAACCCACAUCCUCACGGAUACUAGUUGGGUUCGUUACUGCUGAGCCACAACGGGAACCUCUAAAAUCACAUUCUGGUUCUCUCCCUUCCCCUCCUCUCCUACCCAUCACACCCCUCCGUGCAAAGGGUUCCUUGGUAUACCUUCGCUUUAAGCCUGUGCUUGGUGUGGGGCAGCAGAAACAAACCUGGCUGGCACUCAGGCCAGCCCGUUAGUGACCAUUGACCAGAGCUCUGUCAGAUUUCUGGGUCCUCUGGAACGCUUGUCCAUGGGAUGAAUAGAGCCCUAGAAUUUGAGUUCCCUUAUGUGACAGCUUUGGCCAUUGUGUCUUGAAGUCCUUUGUCAGGAAAUGUGGUAGGAGUCAUUGUCCCAUGGAAUUUUAGUAAAAAUCAUCUUGUAUAACUUCAUACUCCUGGUCAUUGGGGAAAGGAAGACUUUUUCAUAAUGAAAUGUCACCUGGUUGGUAGUCCCUAGGAUAAAUAUAAAGGAGAAAGAUGGAGGGAAAAAAAUAGUGUCAUCUCCUUUGGACUGCUUCCGAUUCCUGCCUUGGAGCUCUAAGACUCUGUGAACAAGAAAUAACAAUACCUCAAGAAAAUGUCUGGUGUGAUAGCACCACUAUCCCUCAAAAACUUCGGGCACCGCACAUCACUACUUCGGCUGUGAAGCAUUUACAAGUACGUAUCAUCUGAUUGUCCAGAUUUCCUGUUUACAUGGAUGCACCGAAGAUGCGUGUCAGCGCACAUGGACUGGUGAAAUCUCCCUUAGCUGAGCUGCAGGGGUGGUUUUCAAUCUCAAAUUCUGUUUUCAACCCACUGGAGUUAUUAACCUCAUUUAUUAGACUUAAGAUGAAUGGGUUCUGUUCUCAUGAUGGCUGCUUUUUGCUUUAUAUUUAGCCUGACCCUCAUUUUGCCAUGGGCCUCAACCUUUGUCAUGGUUCUGGAAGGAAUGGUUCUGCGUCUGGAGUGUACAAGCAGUAAACCACCCCUCACCCCAUAACUUAAAUGCUUCCAUUUGGUCCUUUUACAUUAGUUUCCCCUCAGGCUAGUUCAAGGGGUAGUGGAAAGAAGCUAGUUUGAACAUAGUGAUACGGGAACUUUCCAUUCCAAAACUUUAAAGUAAGGGUUUGGUUUUUCUCUCCCUUAUUUAAUACGUGGAUAAACUUCUAGAGUCAGUUAUAAUAUCACAAAACUACAGAAGCAGCAUUGCUGCACAAACUUGCAGGAUGACAUCUGGGUAUUUGAGGACUGUAAAAGCUGGGUCAUUGCCUUGUGGUUUACCAUAGUCAUCAUGUUUCAAGACUCUGGUGUGGAUGUACCAUCCUUCCAGGGACAGCAGCCUUCCCCAGUAGCUUUCCCCUCCUUCGCUAGAAUAGGAUUAUUCCCACUCACCUCCGGGGAGGUAUGGCUAGUAGCUCCUUCUCUUACAACAGGUACAAGGGGAAGCACUCUUAGAGCCUUCAACUAUAAGGCUUUGCUCAGUGUCUAGACUUGGGAUGUGAACUUUCUUCCUAAUUAUUUCUAAAUUUCAGUAUCCAGUAUCUCAAAUUACAAUAGGUAUAGUUCCUAUAACCAGUUAAAAAGUUUCCUAUUAGAACUGAGAGAAUAGCUGGUCCCCCCCACCCCCCGCCGCCCCUUUUACCUUUUGGUUGUGAUUUAGCCUGAGUCUUACAGUCUUAUUUCUUUGUGGAAUGCACCACUGAAGUGUCUUCUCCAUUGGCUAAGUACAUGUUUAAAGCCAUGAGUUUUAAUGUAAAUACUAAAACCCAGAUUUGCUCAACUCUAUGUGUCCAAGCUGUUUCCCCCAUUCAGGGUGCUAAACAGAAUUGGAAUCUUUACUAAGACAUGCUCAGGAAAGCUGCAAAAGAGAACAGCCUCAAAACCCCUCUCCCUAUGACACUGAAUGAUAGAGAGGAAAAAAUUCUUGGGGAUUGCCAAUUAUAGUACAGUAGCCUUACUACUGCUAAUCACUGUCAAUAAAAGGUCACUCCAUUCCCCUCUAUUUGAGGAAAACAAUAAGAAUGUAUCUGAUGAACUAGAAUACUGGUCAGUACUGGGAAAUUUUAAUGUUGCAAUAUCUAAUCAAACCUUGAGUGUACUGGUUCUGUGAACCAUCUGAAAAAAAGCAAAUUAAACUUAUUAAACAGUA
Molecule: messenger RNA, 9784 nt
Organism: Sus scrofa (pig)
Lineage: Eukaryota; Metazoa; Chordata; Mammalia; Artiodactyla; Suidae
Gene: BLTP3A
Product: bridge-like lipid transfer protein family member 3A
Molecular function (GO): histone deacetylase binding
Source: RefSeq, a predicted model, not a curated record